GCGCGAGACAAACGGCAAGACGGAGUCUAACGGGAGCGACAGCCGGUGGCGGCGCUGGUGGCCGCCGUGGUCCCGGCCUCGGUCGGCGGGGGCCUCACUGGCCUCGUCGUCGAUGAUCCGCUGGUCACGGAGGCAACUGGGAAUCGACCCACCCAAUCAGCUGGAUACAAGGACAGUUUACAUUGCCAAUCACUUUCCACCACAAAACCAUUACAUUCCUCAAAAGUUCGCUGACAACCGGAUUGUAUCAUCCAAGUACACCGUAUGGAAUUUUAUUCCAAAGAAUUUAUUUGAACAGUUCCGAAGAAUAGCCAACUUCUACUUUCUUGUCAUUUUUCUUGUGCAGCUUAUGAUCGAUACGCCCACCAGCCCCAUCACCAGUGGGUUGCCACUGCUCUUUGUAAUUACAGUUACAGCCGUCAAACAGGGUUAUGAAGACUGGUUACGGCAUAAAGCUGACAACGAAGUAAACAGUGCCCCUGUGUUUGUGGUUCGGAGCGGUUGCCUCGUUCAAACAAGUUCAAAAAACAUCAGAGUUGGUGACAUUGUGCGGAUAACCAGAGAUGAAACGUUCCCUGCAGACUUGGUCCUGCUGUCAUCAGAUCGGCAACUGGGGACAUGUUACGUCACCACAGCCAGCUUGGAUGGGGAGACAAACCUGAAGACUCACAUCUCAAUCAAGGAGACGUCUUUGCUGAAGACCUUUGCAGAACUAGACACCCUGUCAGCUGUCAUUGAAUGUCAGCAGCCAGAGCCAGACCUGUACAAAUUUGUGGGACGAAUGUCAAUAAAAACCCUGACAGAAGAAAUUGUUAGGCCCUUGGGUCCAGAGAAUCUUCUCCUGAGAGGAGCAAGCCUGAAGAACACUAAGGAAGUUUUCGGUGUGGCUGUUUACACGGGGAUGGAGACCAAGAUGGCUCUGAAUUACAAAUUCAAAUCGCAGAAGCGUUCAGCAGUGGAAAAGUCUAUGAACACCUUUCUAAUAGUGUACCUGGGGAUCCUGUUGUUUGAAGCACUGCUUAGUACCACUCUGAAGUACGUCUGGCAGGCUGACCACAAAUGGGAUGAACCGUGGUACACUGAGAAGACAGAGAAGCAGAAAAACAGUAGCAAAAUUCUGAAGUUUAUAUCUGAUUUCCUGGCUUUCAUGGUGCUGUACAAUUACAUCAUUCCAAUCUCUCUCUACGUUACCGUGGAGCUGCAGAAGUUUCUGGGCUCCUUUUUCAUCGUCUGGGAUCUUGAUCUGUACAACGAAGCGACAAAUGAGCGGGCGCUGGUUAACACAUCCGACCUCAAUGAAGAACUUGGGCAGGUGGAGUAUGUGCUCACUGACAAAACUGGAACACUGACUGAGAACGAAAUGAAGUUCAGGGAAUGUUCUAUCGACGGCAUCAGAUAUCAGUACGCUAACGGCCGCCUGGUCGCUGAAGGAGUGUCCAGGGAGCUUCAGGCAAAUGCAAACAAUCUUACUCAAGCAGAGUUGUUGUUCCUGAAGGCAGUGUCCCUCUGUCACACAGUCCACAUCAGUGAUCUAGAAUCUCAGAGCAACAAGAAACUCGGACAAGUCAGUGACUCAGACUCUAAACUGGAAUACUACGCAUCAUCGCCAGAUGAAAAGGCUCUGGUAGAAGCUGCCAGCAACAUUGGGAUUGUAUUUGCAGGAACCAUAGGAGAAAACGUAGAGGUGAAUAUUUUUGGGAAGCUUGAAAGGUUCAAGCUACUUCACACUUUAGAGUUUGAUCCAGACCGAAGGCGGAUGAGUGUGAUUGUGAAAACACCCCAAGAAGAAAUAUUUAUGUUCACGAAAGGAGCAGAAUCGUCCAUUCUUCCUUUUGUUAAAAGCGGACAACUGGAGAAAACACUGUCGCACGUAGAUCAAUUUGCUUUGCGAGGUCUGCGCACACUGUGUAUAACAUGCAGGAACCUGUCUGAAAGUGAGUACAAAGUGAUAGCAAGUCGGCUCCAUGCAGCGAGGACGGCCUUGCGGGACAGAGAACGAGAGCUGGCAGAGGCAUUUAACUUUAUUGAGAGCGACCUACACUUGCUGGGAGCUACAGGGGUGGAAGACAAGUUGCAAGACAAAGUCCAAGAGACAAUCGAAAGCCUCAGAAUGGCAGGCAUCAAAGUGUGGGUGCUCACAGGAGACAAGCAAGAGACGGCAAUUAGUGUGAGUUUGUCCUGUGGCCACAUUCACAGGACAAUGGAGCUUUUGGAACUUAGCAAUCAAAAGACUGAGCACGCUUGUGCCGAACAGCUCCAGAGGCUUCAAGGAAGAUUAAACCAGGGUCACCUGGUCCAACACUGCUUUGUGGUAGAUGGAACCAGCCUUUCCAUUGCACUCAGGAAACACGAGAAGCUGUUUAUAGAGGUGACCCAAAACUGCACUGCCGUGGUAUGUUGCCGAAUGGCACCACUGCAGAAAGCAAAAGUGGUGAGAUUGUUGAAGACCUCACCAGAGAAGCCCAUUAUCCUAGCUGUCGGUGACGGUGCAAAUGAUGUCAGCAUGAUCCAGGAAGCAAACGUGGGUGUAGGAAUAAUGGGCAAAGAAGGAAGACAAGCUGUAAGGAACAGCGACUAUGCAAUAGCGAGAUUUCACUUCCUCACCAGGUUGCUGCUUGUCCACGGCCACUUUUAUUAUAUUAGAAUAUCAAAACUUGUACAGUACUUUUUUUAUAAGAAUGUGUGCUUUAUCACACCUCAGUUUUUAUAUCAGUUCUUCUGUUUGUUUACACAACAAACCCUGUAUAACGGUGCGUACCUGACAUUGUACAACAUUUGCUUCACUUCCCUACCCAUCCUCAUGUUCAGCAUGCUGGAGCAAAUUGUGCCCCCUCACGUACUGAUGAGCAAGCCAGCUUUGUACAAAGAGAUUAGCGGAAAUGCGAACUUGUCCCUCAAAACAUUUCUGUAUUGGACUCUGCUAGGAUUUUGUCAUGCCUUUGUGUUUUUCUUUGGUUCUUACCUUUUGAUUGGAACCGACACACCCUUGAUGGGAAAUGGUCAGAUAACUGGAAAUUGGUCAUUCGGCAUGUUAGUUUUCACGGUCAUGUUUCUCACCGUCACUUUGAAGCUCUCGAUAGAGACACAUCAUUGGACCUGGGUAAAUCACUUUGUGACGUGGGGAUCGAUCAUUUUCUACUUCCUUUUCUCCUUCUUUUACGAAGGGAUAUACUGGCCAUUUUUAGAUGGACAUAGCAUGUACUAUAUCAGCAUUAAGAUGCUCUCCAGCUUUACCACGUGGCUCGCCUUUGCCCUGCUAGUAGUUGCCUGUUUGGUCCCGGACGUCCUAACGAAAAUAAUUUCCAGACACUUUCGACCUUCUUUAUCCGAGAAAUCACAGCUUUUGGAGCCCGGACCCAGCGUCUCGUGCUUGGACUCGAUGCGGUGUUACACGGGCGGGGAGACAGUGUGUGCGGCUCUUGGACGAGGUCUAGACCGGCUGGUGGGCCGCUGCAGCACCCUCCGGACCACCAGAUCUUGGAGUGACUCGGACCCCUACUGUACAAAUGACAGAAGCAUCCUGACCCUGUCUGCUAUGGAUGGCCCCUCGCAUGCUUGAUCAGGGCAGUUUUGUUGUUGGUUCUGUUUUGUCUUCGUUGUUUCUUUUUUUUAUAAAAAAUUAUUUGAGGGAAGCGAAGGCACAGGUCAGUGGGCAGACCAAUGGAAAAGAUGAGGCUUUUGUGGUGCCUCAUCAUUGCCUGGUCAUUGAUUUUUGAUGCGUUUUGAGUUUUUUUUUCUCUUUGGCCCCCCCCCCCAAAUACCCACCAGUUUAUUUACACGCAUACGUGUGUGUGUGUGUGUGUGUGUAUGUCUGUUACCCAAGUCGUCAAUCCAAAGAUAUAUACUGGCGAGGGGAGAUGUAAUAUUACCGCUAAGAUUGUGAUUUUAUUUGUAAAUAGUUAUAACUUAUCAUGACAAUCCCUUUCUCGGCAAUAGAUCCCCGUUUUUGUUAUGGGCGUGUGUGGGGGGAGGGGGGAUACAAUGGAUUUCCCUCACCCCUCGACACACUCAAUCCAAUCCAGUCACUUUGAGACAAUGGGUUGGUUUGGCAGCUGGAAAGGUUUCUUCUAUCCACUGUUGGGGGACUUUUGAAUCCCCCCCCACCCCCCUCAGUUGUUGAUAACCGAUCCCCUCAUCCCGAAUCUACUGGCUACUUCACUGACUUUUCCCGGGUGAAAUAGACAGGCGUUAGGCUACUGUUGGUUCCUACAUCUGAUUUGGGAUCGGUCGGUCAACAGCCUUAAAAUAUUGGCAACCUUCACCGGGGGGAAUGGGACUCACAACCCCAUUUAUCAGGGAAUCAAAACCAGCGCUGGUUGGGGUGGGGGGGAUCCAUGAAAGAUGGAAGACCUAGUUAUGGAGUUCGUGUUCUGCCAAGGUGAAUCCAAAGGACAUUAUCCCAGAGAAAGAUGGGAAAUUUCAGAAGCUGCUCACUUGCAUUUGGCAGGGAAUCAAAACCAGCACUGGUUGGGGGGGGGGGAAUACCCCAAUCCCUUACUUCCAACCUCCUCCCCUCGCCCCAACACCUUCCCCUCCAACCACCCCUUGAAAACAGCCUCUUCUCAAUUUCAAAGCUGGUCGCUUCCCAGGUUGGUUUCACUUUGGGAUUGUGUCUCCUUGGAACAGUGAAGUGUGCAGCGCAGGUCAGGGAGCAACACCUGGAGCCUCUUAAUGUCAGUCGAGCCCUUUGAAAGCAGCGAGGGCAAGGUAUUUGCUGUCAAACUUGAAAGAGCAAGGUAAAUUUGUGCCGUGUGUUUGCAGUGAACGAUUACACUGGUGCAGUGGGUGGGUGCAAACUGAUUUGCUGUGAGUGAAUCAGAGACAGAGAGAGAGAAAGCGUAAAGCCAGUUGAUGGGAGUUUUUACAUCAAUCUAAAUUGCAAUGGAAAUGCAUGUGUGUGUGGUUGGGGGGCGGGGAAGGGGGAGUGAGAAAUACUUCACUUCUGAUACAGGUAAAUGUUUUUUUAAAAUGAGCUGAUUAAAAAAUUAAUUUGACUGGGGUCCGUCCAAUAUCUUUUCAGUAUCCGGUGCAAGGAAAAGUGAUGGUACUUAAUGGUGUAGAGACCGACCCAAGUCAGUUGAUACCUUGAAAAUUAUUGAGACAUAUUGGUAAAUGUUUACAAAAAGUGUGCUUUAAUCAGAAUAUGAAAAACGAUCGGAUUCUGAUUUGUGUUUUUUUUUUAAAAAAGUGCCUUUGUCAAACGGUGAGGUGGGGGUUUAACGAAACGUUGUUUAAAUUUGUGUUGGAAAAUCUGUUUGAAAAAUCCUUAUUGUCCAGAACUUUGUUGCGUUCUUUUCUUUGUUGCAUAGUUUGUGAUUCCUUGUAUUGCUGCGGGUGGGCUGAGCGGGGAGGGCUAAGUUAAGAAGGGGAAGGUGUUUUGUGGUUGACUGGAGCAGUGAGCUGGUCUGUAUCUUCACUCUAAACUGCCACCAGUAAACAAAGGGAGAUGGUUGUGUGGAGUGUUAAUUCUCAAAAGCCACGUUUGUGUCUUCUGGCACUUUAUAAUAGUUGACUUGCACAGUGUGCAGUUACUUUGGCAAAAUUAGCAAUAAAAUGUAGAGACCCUUGGACUUCACAGUUUGUGGCUCUUAUCUUGGCAGUUAUUAAUGUUAUUAAUGAAAGAUAAUAUCUUUUUUUUGUGAGGGGGGCGGGGGGGAGAUUUCCAAUUUUUGUCUCAUUCCAAAACCGGUUCCGUUGGUUUAUUGUGCAUUUGUAUGUUCAUUAUUUACUGUUGAAACCAGGAACAGGGAAGGGGAACAAUAAAAAUCAACCUGUUCAUAAAAUGUAAAAAUAAAAAAAGUUUGUUUUGA
Callorhinchus milii (elephant shark) is the source of this 5810-nucleotide messenger RNA. RefSeq names its product ATPase phospholipid transporting 11B (putative) (gene atp11b). Gene Ontology annotation, molecular function: ATPase-coupled intramembrane lipid carrier activity; magnesium ion binding; ATP binding. Lineage: Eukaryota; Metazoa; Chordata; Chondrichthyes; Chimaeriformes; Callorhinchidae. The transcript is spliced from 30 exons. Gene Ontology annotation, biological process: phospholipid translocation. Gene Ontology annotation, cellular component: endoplasmic reticulum; recycling endosome; plasma membrane. The record is from RefSeq and is a predicted model, not a curated record. Bases 113 to 3559 code for a protein of 1148 amino acids.